Molecule: messenger RNA, 4252 nt
Organism: Gambusia affinis (western mosquitofish)
Lineage: Eukaryota; Metazoa; Chordata; Actinopteri; Cyprinodontiformes; Poeciliidae
Gene: atg9a
Product: ATG9 autophagy related 9 homolog A (S. cerevisiae)
Exons: 20
Coding region: 292-2853 (853 amino acids)
Biological process (GO): protein localization to phagophore assembly site; autophagy of mitochondrion
Cellular component (GO): autophagosome; phagophore assembly site
Source: RefSeq, a predicted model, not a curated record
GCCCGUUAGCUGUGACAAACGUCACACUGCUAGGUGUUUCGAAAAUGAAACUGGCUUGUGUCUGACUUCUACUGGGAGGAGAGCGAAAACGAAAAUCAUAAGGAGUCAUCGUAUAAAAAUCUUCUGGAAUUUCACAUUUAGACUGACUUAGAGGACAGGCGAGCCCCAGGGUUUGGACUUCAUGUACCGAGAGGGGAUAUAUUUUUGCCUCCUGAGCAGGAUGAACCACACUUGGCAGGAAUGGAUGCUGUAGCAGAGGCUGCUUUGUGAGACUGAACUAUCUCUACCACCAUGGCGCACUUUGAGACCGAGUAUCAGCGCCUGGAGGCAUCCUACAGCGACUCGCCUCCUGGCGAGGAGAACCUGCUGAUGCACGUGCCUGAGGGAAGCAAAUCUCAGUGGCACCACAUAGAAAACCUGGACUUGUUUUUUCAAAGAGUCUAUAAUCUGCACCAGAAGAAUGGAUUCACCUGCAUGCUGUUGGGAGAGAUCUUUGAGCUGGUACAGCUGCUGUUUGUGGUUGGUUUCACAGUUUUUCUGGCUAACUGUGUGGAUUAUGAUGUCCUCUUUGCCAACAAGUUUGUAAAUCACACAGAUUCAUCUAAAGUCACCUUACCAGACGCAAUCCUCCCAAUGGAUGUCUGCAGUGCCCAUAUCCGAGACAGCGCGUUUGCGAUCUUUGUUCUGAUCAUCUCCGGGGUGUUCUGGUUGCAUCGUUUGGUCAAAUUCCUCUACAACGUUUGCUGCUACUGGGAGAUCAAAUCUUUCUACAUCAACGCCCUGAAGAUGAGCAUGUCUGAGCUCCCAUACGCAACGUGGCAGGAAGUUCAGGCCAGGAUCAUUGAGAUCCAGAAGGAGCACCAGAUCUGCAUUCAUAAGAAAGAGCUGACGGAGCUCGACAUUUACCACCGAAUCCUCCGCUUCAAAAACUACAUGGUUGCUAUGGUGAAUAAAUCCCUCCUUCCUGUGCGAUUUCGGCUUCCUGUACUGGGAGACAGUGUUUUCUACACCCGGGGUCUCAAAUACAACUUUGAGCUCAUCUUCUUUUGGGGACCAGGCUCCCUAUUUGAGAAUGAGUGGAGUCUGAAGCAAGAGUAUAAGAGAGUAGGCAACAGGCUGGAGCUUGCAGAUAGGCUGGCAUCUCGUAUCCUGUGGAUUGGGAUUGCAAACCUGCUGCUGUGUCCAGUCAUCCUGGUGUGGCAGAUUCUGUAUGCCUUCUUUAGUUACACCGAGAUAAUCAAGCGAGAGCCUGGAUCUCUGGGGGCAAGAUGCUGGUCUCUUUACGGUCGAUGUUACCUGCGUCAUUUCAACGAGCUGGACCACGAGCUCAUGUCCCGCCUCAGUAAAGGCUACAAGGCUGCAUCCAAGUACAUGAACUGCUUCCUUUCUCCCCUGCUGACAGUCGUUGCCAAGAACGUGGCGUUUUUCGCCGGCUCCCUUCUGGCCGUUCUCAUUGCUCUGACCAUCUACGACGAGGAUGUUCUCGCAGUGGAACAUGUCCUCUCAUCUAUCACGCUGCUUGGAGUCUGCAUAACAGUUUGUAGGUCAUUUCUUCCUGAUAAGCACAUGGUGUUUUGUCCUGAACAGCUGCUGCGGGUCAUCCUGGCUCACAUCCACUACAUGCCUGACCACUGGCAGGGCAAUGCUCACAGAUACGAGACCCGAGACCAGUUCUCCCAGCUCUUCCAGUACAAAGCUGUGUUUAUUCUUGAGGAGCUCCUAAGUCCAGUGGUGACUCCCAUCAUUCUCAUCUUCUGCCUGAGGAGGAAGUCUCUGGAGAUCAUUGAUUUCUUUAGGAAUUUCACGGUGGAGGUGAUCGGGGUGGGGGACACCUGCUCGUUUGCCCAGAUGGACAUCAGGCAGCAUGGACACCCAGCGUGGAUGUCGGAGGGAAAGACCGAGGCAUCCAUCUACCAGCAGGCGGAGGAUGGGAAGACGGAGUUAUCGCUGAUGCACUUCGCCAUCACCAACCCACAUUGGCAGCCUCCUAGAGAGACGACACACUUCAUCAGCCACUUGAAAGAGCGAGUCCACAGGGAGGCUGCGGGAGCCUCCUCUGAAACACAUCCGCUCUCCUUGUCAGAGUCUGAACCAAGAAGUCUUGUUGCAAACAUCUUGGCAGGUCCCUCCACACUGGGCUCUGUUCAUUUUGCCUGCGACAGUUCUUUAACCAACAAUGCAGUUACUGGAAUGCCAGGCGAGGCGACGGCCCUGCGCUCUCUCUCGCCGAUCAGCAGCAGCCUUCACCUCAGAGGCAGUUUGAGUGCUGCUCAUAGAGCGAGUGGCUUUACUGGCAGAGCAAUGACAGGGUCUGGAACUGAUGCCCGAACUGUGAGCUCAGGCAGCAGCGCAUGGGAGGGUCAGCUCUCUAGUUUAGUCCUGUCAGAGUAUGCCUCCACCGAAAUGAGCAUUCAUGCACUUUACAUGCAUGAGCUUCAUAAGCAGCAGUCCCGUGGUGAUCUGUCCCGUCACACGUGGCACAGGCAGGAGAGCGACGAAAGCAGCGACAGCAUCCCCGAUGAAGUGAGGAGCGAGCCGAGCACUCGCUCCCAAAAUUUCCCACGCUCGCAAACCUUCCCCGCCACGCUUCCGAGUCCCGGUGCCAGUUCCGCUUCAGCCACCGGCGGCACCAACGCGGGCCAGGAUGGGGAAAAGGCACAGAGCAGCAGUCAGAGGCGCCACAGUGGGCCCGCCGCAGACCAUUUUGGUACUGCUGGAAAGGUUGUGAGGACGGCCCGUGUGCCAAUGGGUGGCUGGGCAGAGGACGGUAAAGCUUUUUCAAGGCAUCACGGGCCUGUACAAGAGGAAACUUCAGAGGAUGAGCUGCCUCCUCACAUACACAAAGUUACAUAAGCCAUAUGAAGAAAUACCAUUACAGUUAACUGAACAUUCAUCCUCAUCCUUCUGCAUACCUGUAUAUUGGCUUGAAAUCUGCAGCAGGGUUGAUCACAACCCCUUUAAACUCUUUGGAAGUAAAACCGACUGGAUGCUUUGGACUAAUAAAUACAGCUGGAUGUUGUAACAUUUUGACUUUUCUGUAGCAGGUGGCAUGAAACUGCAUUCAUCACAGGAGUGACUGCAGGAUUAAGUUAUUUUCUAUAACAAGUCAACGGCAGACUACACUAAGGCUUUUUAUGAUGUCAUAUGAUUACAAAUAAAAUUCAUUGCCGUUUAACCAGAUUAUUGCAAUGUAGGGAAAAAAAAAAUGUAAUGACUCAGGACUGUAGGAAGCAUCCGAUAUUAAUCCAGACUUGGUUCUUAAUUGCUCACUCUUUUCUUAAUCUGACAGAAUGAUUCUCUAAAUCAACAACAAAAGUACAGAAUGUGCUCAAAAUGAUUCCAGCAAAACAAGAUCUCUUUUUUUUUUUUAAAGAUAAAACUGUAACGCCUAUAAAUGUUCUUGUACUAAAUAACAGGAAGAUGUGCAUUAUUUAUACCCUGUUCUCUGUAUUUCGACUUGCAUACAGAUAACUGACAUACUUUCAACCAUAUUUUGAAUUCUCUCUACAUGUCUAUUUUUACAAUUUAAUUUUUCAAAAAAAUGUUUAGGACUUUUUCAUAAAUGUGGUUCAGUUUGAACAGAUUGAUUCUUGUUAAGAUGAUUAUUUAAACGGAGCAGCAGCCACCUGUGUGAACAUAUGCACAUUUUAGAUAAUUAUAUGGUUAGUCCAUAAUAAAAAAACUGAAACUUAUAUUUAGAAAUUUCUUAGGACUGCAGGUUUUGUUUUGACGUGACCCAAAUUUUCUUUUUUGUAUUAAGUAGCCCUAAAUGCAACUGCAUGAGAAGAGUUUAAACAAGAACACUCCCCCUGCACCAAAUCUUUACUAUUCACAGCAUGGCUGUUCUGUCUCCGUAUCACUUGGAAAAUAUGGGAAAUGGGAAACUGCACUUUAAUAAUUUCUUAGGAAAUGUAUGUUUGGAUUGUUUUAUAUGCUAUGUAUAUUUUAAGUUUUUUUUAUGUUUAAAUUGAUGUGCCAUGAUGAGUGGCUGCUUUGAAUUAAGUAUGUGCCUAACUAUGAGCACUGGUGUUUAAAACUCCUUAACUUUCACCCUCAAAAUGCAUACAAAUCAGUGGUGUCCAUGAGGACACGGUGUCAUCAUGACAGUCGAGGGGUUAAAGAGAACAAUGUAAUAAUAAGGAACAUGUAUAGAUGCAGGCUAAUUGAAGGAAUAGUAGCUGAUUUCUGUUUUAUAGAUGCUGUAUCAUAUUUUGUACAGUUGUAAAUUAAUCCAUUAAAGACAUGGCAAUCA